CGAGCGGGGCUUCCUAUUGGCCGCCGCGCUGAUUGACAGAUAGGCAGCCAACCAGACGCCGCCGUUCUCCCCGCGUAGCCAAUGAGCGGCAGGGGGCGGGCGGCGGCGCCAAGCGUGGGGCUCAGUUGAAUGUGCCGGGGCGGCGGCUGCGGGAGAACAGCGUUUUAGAAUGCCAAAAAUGGUUGUGGAAAAAAAAGAAAAGAAGGCAGAAAAAAGAAAAAAGCUGAAGGAAGAUGUGGCCCAAAAGGAUGAGCUGGAAUUGGAAACCAAACCCAAGAAGAAGAAGAAGCAAAAGCUGCAGGCUAAAAAAGAAGAGGAAGAGCUUAUUGCAGAGGAAGAGGAAGAACUUACUCCAGAGGAAAAGAGAAAACUGGAAAGAAAAUUAAAAAAAGAGCGCAAGAAGAAGGAGAAACAGCUGAUGAGGGAAGCUGGAAUCCCCAUUAAAAAGGUGGAGCCCAAAAAGCCAUCGGGAUCAGAGCGGGCUCUGGCCUAUUUAACCAGCUGGUCUAAAACCCCAGAAGAAUGGAAGUUUCAGAAGACAAGACAGACGUGGCUUCUCCUGCACAUGUAUGAUAAAGAGAAGGUUCCAGACAAGUAUUUCACCAUUUUACUGGAUUAUCUGCAAGGGCUUCAGGGCAAUGCACGAGACAUAACUGUGCAGAAAGCUGAAGCUUUUAUGAAGGAAUUUGAUGGUUCUGAUGGAGAAGACCCAAACCUGCUGGGGAAGUGUGAGCGCAUCAGACAAGUUCUACAACUGCUGUCCUGAGAUUAUUUCUGUGUCAUAAUUGUUGUCUGGUGGAGGGAAGGAGAGAUUUCACACACUGAGGCUGUAAAGGAUUUGUAAAGAUAAUGCUAAAUUUUAUACUCGUAAUUUUUCCAUUGGAAAAUAUUUAUCGUGUUUUGAGGUGAUGAAAUAAAAAUAACAUAUAUAGCCCAUAGUCUUGCUAUUAAUCUUAUUGCACCUCUUUAGAAGAAUAAACCUCUCUCCCUCUCAUUAUUUUUCCUCCAUCUCCCCCUCUAAUUAUUGUUAAAUAUGAGGAACAUUGCAGCUCUUAAUAAGAAGAGCAAAGGAACCAACAUAAAGCCUGGAGGGUCUUUUACAAUGGCAGCUUUUAAAAUGAGUGUACAGUACAGUGCGUGCUCAGCCAGCUGUAAUCUCUCACUUUCAGCUUCAGAAGGAUGUCACUUGGAUUUGGGAAAGAUCAUUUUCAGUCUGUUGAACACAGGUUGUAUAACACUGUUGGUUAUUAGUACUUCAUUCAGUGAUCUGGAAAUACCAUCAGCUUUGUUGGUUUUCUUUUUAUAUUUUAAAGUUUUAAAAUGCAUUAGGACAAUUGUUUAGAUACUCUGAUAAUGCACAGAUAGGAACAGAUCAAGUCCUUGACUACAUGUGGUGAAAUCAUCAAAUUGUAGCUAAACUUAGCCUACAAUCAAAAGUGCUGUGCUGCAUCCAGCCUGCCAAUAUUGCAUUUUUCUCUUCCUUCUGCAACUGGCAUCCAGAAGAGUUAAUUCAUGUUCAUUCCUUUUGGCUUGGGACGUUUGUCUCUUAUGAACAUGCCGAAAGUGAAGCUUUCAAGUAAAAACCAAGGACAUUAAUUACUCAAAGUUGGAUGAUUGGCUUAUUUAAUAACACUGGUAUUCAGACAGAGUUCUUGACCUGAUUCUUUAAUGUUUCUGCAAACAUUGUUCAUACUUUAUUAAUAACAACUAUAUGAAAUGUGUGGUGGUGUAGAAGAGUGUCUGUCUUUGGGAAUUACAGCUUUAAUUUGGGUGGGAGAAGGAGGGGAGGAUCUGUGGAUAUGCAGGCCUGAUUUUCCAAUAAGAAGCAUUUGAGUGGAUUUGACAGCCUUCAUCGUCAUGGCUUAGUACAAAUCUUUGAAAGUAUGAAAUGUAUUACUAAUAACAAAUAACUUAUGAUUUCUGGCUUACUGAGGAGGAUGUUUUCAGCCAAAAAAGACUAGAAACCAGCAUGUCCUCCUCUAAAAGAAUAACUGGGAUGGAGUUUGGCACAAGGAUGGGCAGAAUUGAGCAGCAGUGUCCAGGUUCUUCAUUGAGCUGCUGACAGUGCCUUGGGGUACAGCUGGGUGAGGGUGCAGAGGAGACAGAGCCAAAGCUUUUCUGAGCUGUAUAGCACUGAUCUUGCCGUGAGAAACCUGGUGAAAAGGAUCUGUAAUAAAAAGAAGUGAUCCUGACAUUUAGUGAACUCAUAAAGAUCAUUUGGGUCAUAUAUUUUACAUGUGAGAAUAUGCAGCUGGGAAAAGCUGCUGUCACUCCAAGCAGAAGCUGAUAUUUGUUUCUUUCCAUGAGGGAAAAUAGGAAUUUCUUAGGGAUGAAGUUUUCAAAGUAUCUUUUUGUGAGUUUAUCAUUGCAUGUUAGAUGUCAGAGAAGAAUUUUUGUUCUCCCUCAAGACAUUUGAACAUCAUCACUUUUGAUUUUUCUGUCACACAAAAAUGUGAGUCCUCAUUGUGCACUUAGCAUACCUCCUAGCUUAAAAGCACAAGCACAUUGCAACUGCACUUUGGAAAAGAAUUGUAAAAAAGAUUGUGAGGUAAGAUCUGGGCAAAAAAUAUUGGAACCUUUUAUGAUUUUGACAUAUUUGGCAAGAUUUGCCUUUCUUGGACCUUAGUUCUGACCAUGUGUCAAUGCUGACAAAUCUGUAAGAAGAGAAGCUUUGUAGAUCAAGAAUGUCAUGUUUCAUUUUAUACCAAUUAAUAUUAAAAGCACACAAGGCCUGUCAAUCUGGAGGCCAUGUGAACAGUACUAUAUGCAAAAAAAAAAAUUUGGAGCCUCUCACCAGUACAUAAUAGACCCUUGGGAGUAGGUCCUGCUCUGCUCUCCUCUUCCUCAGCUGCAGUUCCAGCCUUCCCUUCAGUCCCACUGAUUGCUGGAGGAAGGUCAUGGUCCUGGGGCUCUGCUUCUUGCAGUUGUGGAAAAUUCAGAAGCUGCAGUUGAAGGUAAUUGUUGCUGUGGUUGUGUUUGGCAGAGAAAGCAAAGCAUGGUGCUUCCUGCCACAUGCCUUUUGCUGUAGGUACCGUCCAGUGUUCAGAGGGGUCUUGAAAUUGGUAAAAGAUUUGUAAAACUGCUGCUUGGUGGUGCUUUGUCUGGCAUAUCAGAGCUCAAUAUGAAAUAUUCUAAGAGUUGUCUAAUACUAGUGCAAAUAGAAAAGGAUGCUUUAAUUGCAUUUAAUUUUCUUACUUUGCACCUUUCUUCAAUAAUCUUUAACCGUUUGUUUUGGCAAACAAGUCAUCCUCAGAACAGCCAAGAAAUGCAAGAACGCUCAUUUUUGGGAGAUCUGUAUUGCUAGGCCUGUUUAAAAGACAAGAUUGUGAGGACCCAGAGAGCUUAUCCCACAAACUGCAAAUGCUGUGGUGCCUCUGGCAAGCAAAUCUUGCCUUGUCCAUGUGCUAUCCCCCACACCAGCCUCUGCUUCCUGCUCAGCCUGGCAUUUUCAUCCCUGGAUUUACAUUAUGUGAUGAGUAAAUCUAGAAAAAUCUCCUCCAUCGUGCAUUUUAAAUUAUUUAUCUUAAAUUAUUAAGUGUGCAGUCAGUUGCUGAAUUCCUGGAGCUGGUUGGAGCUGUGUGGGGAGAUGUCAUCUGGCACUUUAUUCCCUUUUUGUCACUUGUUCAUGUACAGUUUUCAAAUCUCAGCAUUGCUUGUAUCUUAGGCAAUCACAUGGGCACAGAUAGAACAAAAUUGUGUCUUUGCCUCUGUUUGAAUCAGUCUGCUGUGUUAAUAAAAAUGGCAUCCCAGGCUAGAA
This is a messenger RNA of Passer domesticus (house sparrow), 3757 nucleotides long. It is a transcript of the gene CHLSN, whose product is annotated as chromosome 15 C7orf50 homolog. The coding region runs from base 170 to 766 and encodes 198 amino acids. The transcript has 5 exons. Lineage: Eukaryota; Metazoa; Chordata; Aves; Passeriformes; Passeridae. The record is from RefSeq and is a predicted model, not a curated record.